This is a messenger RNA of Strongylocentrotus purpuratus (purple sea urchin), 4461 nucleotides long. RefSeq lists its product as uncharacterized. The transcript is spliced from 7 exons. The record is from RefSeq and is a predicted model, not a curated record. Lineage: Eukaryota; Metazoa; Echinodermata; Echinoidea; Camarodonta; Strongylocentrotidae. Bases 1558 to 3855 code for a protein of 765 amino acids.
CGUUUGUUUUUGGUCGUGGUGAUGCUGCUGUUGCUAUGUUAUGUUUGUUGUCAAUCUGUUGAGAGCUCUAGAAGGCGUGCUGUGUUAUCGUAUAUAAAUUAACGCAUUCUGAAAGCCACAAACAGACGCACGAUGAUUGAAUUCUGUACGACUAGCCCAAAUCUCUCUAAAAGCAGAGAUUCGGUAUUGAACCGGUGCGGAAGGUGUGCUUUGUGACAUUGUAUACUUCCUGCCUGACCCAGUAUAACACGACGAAAUUUUGCGCACCUUGACUUUUAAAACCAGACAACAACAAACUCUAACGGCAGUGGGAAGGUUGAUGAUGGAUUAGAUAUCAAAGCGUAUGAGUCAGUGCGGACGGAUCCUCAAGAAUAAUAAAACGACAUGACUUAAACAAAAAGAUUGUAUAGAAUUGAAUGGCAGCUACGGUCUAUUAGCUUUGUUAAGACAAUCCUCAAGUCAUGACAUCAUCAAUAAAGUCCUCGAUAUUCUGACUCAUACCCAUAAGCGAUCUUGGGAAAGGGACAUUGAUCAGGUCUCCAAGUUCUCACGACUCCAAGGCGUUCCAGCGAAAGCUUUCUGCAACUGCGUCAGGAUUUUUUUUCAUUGUCGACCGUCAUGUUUUUGGUGUUUAUAAACAUUUUGUGCUGCGAUACCAGUUAUCAAGCCAAGCUUUUGGUGAUUCAGCGCAGUUGAUGUUGAACGCUGUGAAAAGGAAUGUGGAGUUGCCUGCACGAGGAGUAUUAUAUCAUAAUUAUUCAGCAAAUUUCUGUUCGACGUUAUCGUUGCACCGUCGUCAUUUCAAACUUUCAUCGUCUGACAAGUAUAAACAAUUGUUCACAUGUGAAACAGUCAGCUGAAAUAUUGGACAGUUUCGUCAACACCUGUAACUCGUUCAAAUAAUUGGAUAAAACUUUGAACUGCACUCAAACUAAAUAUGAUAUUCUCGCCGAAGUGAAAUUUGGUGGUUCAUAUCGCUAAUAUCAUGAACAUUGUGAGCUCGAGUCUUUCUUAUCUCCGUUCUUUUGCUGGUCACACGCACAUAAAAUAAAGAACAAUACUCUGUCAGAUGAGUGAAUAACUUGAAACUUUUCAAGAGUCUUGGAAUAAAUUUAUGUGAAAAGUUGGGCUACGAUAAUUGCGUUUCGUUUACUUGGCUGAAGUGUUAGAAGCCGAUUUUAAUACAUCGCUUAUAUUCAUGAUACAAUAAUUUAUCCGCACUAUCGCUCUCUUCUUCCGAACGACUAUCUAAGAGUUCGUCUUUUAACAAUCCAUGCAAUAUUAGACGAAUAACUGUUCAAUGCCUUGGAUUUUAUUGUGCUUCGCUGUCUUCUCAUACGAAAGCUAAUGAUUCAUCGCUAAUCAAUAAACAUUGGAAUUAUUUGUCAUUUAAUUCUUAGUCGGAAACCUGCCUACUUGGUGUUGGAUUGAAACUGUGCUAUAUAUUGCUUAUGCUUAGUGACUCGACUUUGACUUUCAUUGCUCAUAUAGGCCUUAUUUGCCUAAGUUUGAAUUUAUACCCUUUGCACUGCACCUCCGCAACGAAAAAUCUUCAAGAUGGUAUCUACUUAUCUAAUUCAAGCGUUGAUGCUGUAUGGAGUUUUCUGCGUUACGGCCGCCAAGCGUGAAGAAAUUCAACUAGAACAUGGACAACCUUACAAUCUUACGUUGACGAGCAACUAUCCCGAGGAGGGUCGACCAUCGUCGACAUGGCUCGUCCGAGCACCCGACGAUUGCCGAAUCCUUGUUCGCUUCGUGGAAUUCAUGCUGCAGAACAUCGAUGAUACACUGGUCGUCGGAACGGGUUCCAGUGUUCGGGAAUCUUCGUCAAUCCUCGCCAGAUUUUCAGGAAUGUUUCCAAGUCAGAGCAUCCUCGUCCCCUCGCAGCGUGCGUGGUUGAAAUUAAAUACAUCGUCUGGCAGUGUUCUCCCGCACAGGCUUGAAAUAAUACUGGAAGCUUUACAUCACGAGAGAGAUAUUGCACUUUCGGAUAACCAAACUACCGAAAUUACUUCACCCGAUUAUCCAAACGGAUACCCGAACUAUGCCGACAUUCUCUGGAGAAUCUCGGCACCCGCAGGACAAUCGGUUACGUUCCGGUUCCGGGACAUAGACUUGGAAGACCGAUACGACAAGAUCAUCAUCGGAACCGGAUCGGAUUUCAGCGACCGCGGAACACAUCUGGUCUCCAUAUCAAAUCGGUACAACAAAACCGAUUUGCCGACAGAUCUUAUCAUACCGGGUAACGCGGAAAUUUGGUUGAGGUUUCAUGCCGACAUUUCAAAAACUUUUCGCGGUUUCCUGAUUGAAAUAACUGCAGGCCCGGACCCAUUCGAAGAAUUGACUGUAGAACCAAGCGAACAAGAAAUUGAAGUCGCUUCUCCACUUAAUAUCGCUUCCGAAAACUACCCUAGCCCGUAUCCCCGGAGCCAAAACGUCACUUGGUACCUAAAUCCACCAAUAAACAAACUGAUCCGUGUUGACGUCAUCUCGUGCCAUCUCGAACCGAAGCAUGACUCGGUUAAGAUGGGUACCCGCUUAGGAACUGGCAGCGAUCUCCUCUUUCUCAACGGGUCUUCGACUCCACGUGGGUUUUACGCAGAGUUUCCGGUUAAUCAAUCCGUUGUGAUUCGGUUCGAAUCCGAUUACAGCGUGGCGUACCAAGGUUUUUGGAUCCGUGUCAGUGCAGUGGUUGAGAAAAAGACCAAAAUUACCCCUAUGACGAAGGUGGGAUCGGCCGAGAAAAAACCAGACCUCGCAGGGUCAUCUACAAACAACAAUAGAUCAAAUGGUUUCAUGAUCCCGAUGUUCUCAGCGAUUGGUGUUUUAGUUCUGCUCGCGCUGGUAUCAACGCUCAUUAUAUCUUGCUACUUUGUAAGACGACGCAGAACCAAGCCGAUUGUGGCAGGACACCAAGUACUCUCCCACCUGUAUACCACCCCAGACACCAGAGAUUUCCGCACCCCUGCUCAUCCACGUCAUGGAUCCCAAGACUCUCCCUCACACAGUAUCCCGAUGGUACAGGUCUCCUGCAGCAGCCGCGUCGACGACCCGCACAGCAAGGAGUCCGAUUAUCAAGAGUUCGACAACGACGACGACGACCAUUACGACGCAGUCGGUCAAAACACGUCGACAAGCAGCUCCCAUUCACCCGGCAUCGACCACCAUCACUACUCGGUCGCCGCUGGGGAUCCCGCGCAGCACGACACCAGUGUGUACUGCAAGAUCGAGCAUGACUACGCGACGGCGAUCAACGACACGGAAAACGAAUACGCUAAUUUUCAGGAGGGCGAUAUGACAACCCCCGAGGUCGAUUUGAAACUGUUGGCCAAAAAACCAUUUUAUAUGACGACCAUUGAGAAUACUCAGAAAGCGACAACAAUUGCCUAUCAUAGGUACCUCCCGAUGACUGCGUGCGCGGCUAAGAAACCGACAGACAACGAACGGCGAUUGCCACCAGGCGCUACAACAAAAGAAAACGAUUUCGACGAUAAGAAACACGCGUACGUCAACCUGACCACUAACCUCGUAUCUGAUGAAACGACUGAGUGGAAAGUCCACGGUGUCAAAAAUGACUCUAAUGACGUCUCAAAGAAUGAAACCUUCUACGAGGCAAUGUCCCCCAAGAGUAAUGACGAUCGCGUGAACGAAACGGUGCAUGAACUCGAGAAUGAGAGCGCACAGAGCGGUGAUCGUACCGUGGUCGAUACAUAUACUGUAGGCAAUCAGAGAGAACAUGGGAAACAUCAGGUUAAAAAACCUAAAGUCGCACCAAAGCGAAAGAGAAAUAAAGGCGAUGUGAUUCAAAAGAACUCAUACGCAAACGCAACGUAUGAGAAAUAUUCGAUUUCUUGAACAGAAAGAAACAAUCGCUUGGGAACACUCUAAAAAUGACAUUUUCUCUGUUGAUGCAUAAGAAAUGAUUUGUUUUUAAUUCAGAAAAUGAUGCUUAUAUCCAGUAUUUAUAAGGAGACCGUUGUGUAAGUUGUAAGAAAGUCGGAGGUACAUGUAUUAUAAAAGUUGUUUGUUCAUUUUGUUUUAAAUCGUAUAAAUUUAGGCUGAAACCUGAAAUGCUUUCUUCCUAGCUGUCUUUUAUUUUUUCAUGUAAACAUACUUUCCAUAUUGCACACGAGUAAAUGAAUGUUUUUUUUUAUUGCACGAGAAUAGAUAUGCACACUCUUAGAAUAUGAAUUUAAUAUUUUCAUUCCUACAUCAAAUACGAGUAAGAUUAUAUUAUAUUGUCAUGAAUUUCGUAACUAUCCAAAUUUCUACUAAUUUCGUCAAAUGUUUCCACAUCCAUCAGUAAACACCAUCAUCAUCAUUAAAAAAGUACAAAACAAACAAAUAAACAAACAAGCAAAAUACCAGUAAGACAAACAUUGACCUUGCUUACAAGAGCAUGAUGUCAUUUAUUUUAUAAUUGUUAAUUCUCUUUAGAAGGAAAAUGAACGUUGACCAUGA